AUGGUCAGACUACCGACGCUCCUCGGGAGUGUUCAACUUGCUGUUGUUCUCUCAUCAUCAGUCGUUUUUGGCCAGACUGACAACACAGUCGAAUGGACCAUAGGCACAAAGAUCAGACUCUUUGGCGCGGACACCUCCACGCCUUGUGCUGCCAGUCUCCAAGACGCUCAGCGUAAUGCGAUGCAAUUCACUCCAGUCCUUGCAAGCAGUGAUGCGACCUCGUCUGGUCAAGAUGGCAGUAGCGGCACGGGCAAUCUCGCAGCAACAUUCUACAUCACCAACGGUCUUCACAAACUCGGGACGCCUUUUACCGAUACCACCUCGAUCCGGGUUGGGGCCUGCAACCUGGACAAGAACCAGACAUUCUACGUGGCCCUUGAGGGAGGAUCCCCCUUCGCAAUCUUCACCUCGUCCUCAGAUGCCCUCGACAGGCCCGGCACCUCGGGCGAUCCUCUGACUUUCUCGCCUUCCACCAACUCAGGCUUCUGUACCUAUGCCGACGACUCCGGCAAGCUCGUCGUCCAGCCCACCAAAACGCCGCUGUACUUCGCGCCGGCCCAGGUGACCAACCUGACUGCGUCUUCCUUCGGCAACACUCCCCCGACAUCCGACGUCGCCAUUCCCCAGUGCAACUUCGCCGUCUCGGGGAACGGUUCGAUGCUCGAGAGUCUGGGGUCUGCGGACUGCAUCGUUGCUCGUGCCUUCGCGACGAUCCCCAGUGGCUGCGACGCGAACCCUUCCAACAAGACGUGUAUCCUUCACCUAUGGUCAGCCUUCUGCCUUGAUCUUCCCGAAGCCCGCAAUGGACUCAACGCUUCGGAUGCACUGGAAGUAUAUGUUGACGGAGUAGGCGGCGGCGGCAGUGGUAGCACCUCAUCAAAGCGACAGACCUCCAACGAUCCGCUUUUUGGAAAUCCCGAGUCGAACAUUCCUCUUGAAGAUCAAUUUUGGAUGGGUGUCAUGAAGAACAUUAUCAACCAAGCCAUUGGCGCUUUCAAGAUCCUCGCCACUCCGAACAUGGAGGAGCUCAAGGUAACGUGUAUGGGGAUGAGCCACCUGACAUCGGUGUUUGAGGCCAGCCUUGGUAAGACAAUAAGAGAUGGAUGCCGAACUGCAUUUAAGACCUUUGAUUGCCAGAGCAUACACGAGCUCAGCUAUGACAACGACAUCGAGAAGGCCGGUAGCGUCUUUGCGGACGUCGUCUCACUUCUGAGCGUCGUCGUCGAUGUUGCCCGCGCAGCCCGUGUUGUGGGUGCCGUUGAUCAGGUUCUGGCAAGGUUUGGCAAGGCCACAGCGACGAUUGGAGAAGGCAAAGGCCUCAUGCUUGAAGCCAAGGAAGGAGAAAACACUGUCCAGAUAUUCCGUGACGGCGGGGACGGCAAGCCUAAGCUGCUAUACACGGACUCUGAUGUGGCUGCUAUGGAGAAGUCGAUCGAGGAAGGCGGCUUCGAAAAUUGCAAGGUCUGCGUCGAGGGUGGAGGCACCAAGUUGAUCCGUCGCCAAAGGGGAAUCCUCAGGAAGCUGUGCUGCUUUCUGAGCCCCCAGACGCUCGAGGCUCCUGAGAGCGUGUGGAACGACCAGAAAGGUCUGACUACUGAGAUUGGAACGGCUGAGGCCAUCCCUCUGGCGGAGCGCACGAUCGCUGCACUGUCCAGCACUGCGGGCAUCACGGCUGAGGAGACAAAACUCAUCACUACCAUGAGCGAGGGCUUCGCCAAGUGGUAUGCAGAGGGCCAGUCAGUAUCCGCCAAUGUCGAUGAGAUCGGUGGUCUCCUCUUGGAGGCUUACAAGAACCAGCCAGAUUGGGUCAAGAUCUCGACUGCGACGACAAAACUGUACGGCCUUGGUUCGCAGGAGACUUCUGCCCUGAGGACGUGGGCCCAGCACUACUAUAUUUGGCCCGAUUUCGAACCCGCCAUCACAAAGCUGCCAGCUGCCACUGGUCUGGUUAUCCGCUCAACAGACUUGGAAGCUUCCACUGUCACCAUGCUGAAUAAGUUAGAAGCAGGCACAAUCAGCAAAGGAAUUCCAGGAAUUUAUGAAGUCUCAGAUGCUGAUACCAGCCAAGACCUGGUCGUCAAUGUCAACAGUGGUAGGACCGAGGACGGAGAUCUGAUCCGAAAGGUCAUGGCUACCACUCUUAACCUCGGAGACGGCAUGUUCACCACGACAAAAGACUAUCUGCUCAUGAUAAAUUCAAAGACCGGACGUUACGUGGCUCCUGUCGCCAACUCUGAGUACCGAGAGACAGAUUUUGUGCAGGGCAUCGCGGGCAAAUUCAAGCUCAUAGGCCGCCAGGAGCUCAACGGCGGUGAGGCCGCCAAAGCUGCUGGAAAGCCGGGACCCUAUGGUGUCUACUACUUUGAGGAGAUCGACGCACCGGCAUCGACCUCGACGGCUACCCUUGCUGAUCUGAGAAAGGCACUGACCGACGAGGGCGUCUCUCUGCCCGGGACUUCGGCUAAGCGAGGCCUGGACGGUCUGAAUGUCUCGCCACAGGCUCACAGGCGUUCUCUUCGUCCCGUCCGGAACCGUGUGCACCUUGGCUAG
Diaporthe citri is the source of this 2550-nucleotide messenger RNA. RefSeq lists its product as uncharacterized. NCBI's taxonomy places the organism in Eukaryota, Fungi, Ascomycota, Sordariomycetes, Diaporthales, Diaporthaceae. The transcript is spliced from 12 exons. The record is from RefSeq and is a predicted model, not a curated record. The coding region runs from base 1 to 2550 and encodes 849 amino acids.